CCUUGGUCAUCACCACACGCACCUGCCACAGCUGAAGAUGUACGCUGCGCUUUUGUCGCUAGGCGAGUGAACUUUUCAGCCUGAAAUCGUCGAAAAUCGACACGGAGUAACCAGACUAGACAGCGGACGGCCAAAUAAUCUGACGUCAAUUGAAGCAGCCAGCGCGAGGACGCGUCGAGAAAUAUUCGUCUGAGUCGGAAAUUAACAGGAAUUCACCGUGGCGAGCGAACGCAUCGUGGAGGGCAUGGCAGACAGUGCCAGCGAGAGUGACUCGAGUUCCAUCGACGGUGGCGGCCCGAUCAUGAUGCCUCCGUCGCCGGUCACUCGGGAACAGCUGCAUAAGAGGAUCGAGUCCUUGCAGCAGCAGAACAGGGUUCUCAAAGUCGAGUUGGAGACGUACAAGCUCAGGGUCAAAGCCCUUCAAGAGGAAAAUAAAAAUUUGCGGCAAGCGUCUGUCAUAAUUCAAGCUAAAGCGGAGCAGGAGGAGGAGUACAUUAGCAAUACCCUGCUGAAGAAGAUCCAGGCCCUGAAAAAAGAGAAGGAGACCCUGGCGCACCACUACGAGCAGGAGGAGGAGUGCCUCACCAACGACCUGUCUCGCAAGCUCAACCAGCUGCGCCAAGAGAAGUGCCGCUUGGAGCAAACUCUGGAACAGGAGCAGGAAUGUCUGGUCAACAAGCUAAUGCGGAAGAUUGAAAAGCUCGAGGCUGAAACGCUGGCGAAGCAAACCAACUUGGAGCAGUUGCGAAGGGAAAAGGUGGAGUUGGAGAACACCUUAGAGCAGGAGCAAGAGGCUCUGGUGAACAGGCUGUGGAAGCGAAUGGACAAGCUGGAGGCCGAGAAACGGACUUUGCAAAUCAAGCUUGACCAACCAGUGUCUGAUCCCACAUCUCCCAGGGACAUCAACAACGGCGACACUGCAGCCAACCUGAGCUCUCACAUCCAAACCCUGAGGUCUGAGGUGGUCAGAUUGAAAAAUUUGCUCUCUGUCCACCAACAAGACCAUGCUGAGAAGAUGCAUCGUUAUGCCACCGAAGAGAGGAACAUCCGUGAAGAAAACCUGCGUCUGCAGCGAAAGUUGCAGCUGGAGGUGGACCGGAGGGAAGCUCUGUGCCGCCAUCUCUCCGAGUCUGAGUCGAGUCUUGAGAUGGAGGAGGAACGCCAUUACAACGAGGCCAUCAUAGUAGGCGCAGUGGCUGGCAGCAAUGCCGGAGCUCCGCCUGGCGUGCGGCCCCGCAGGGUGUCCAGCCCUGUCCCUUAUCCUUCACCCAGCUCAUCUCGACCCCUCAGCCCAGGAAUUGGCGGACUUAGCAGCUCUGGCCGCUGCUUUGCUUGCGGGCAACCAUCUCCUUAUCCACCGACUGCAACUCUAUCUUCGUCCCCACCCCAUCACCCCAAUUCAGGAACACCAGGAAAUCAGCUCAAUCCGCGUGUUCAGAGGGAAAGGUUCGUGAAACCAGCUGUGCCUCCUGCGAGUCCUGGGUCUAUGGCUCCGACUCUGUCCGUCACUUCCCCGCACUCCCCGAUGGACGUCUCGAGGAGCUAAGCAGCAGACCAUUUACGCUUCCUUUACUUGGCCUUGCUAGUCUAAUUGUAAGCAGAAGUAAGAGUCGCUGCUUGAACGUUGCUUUAAUUUUGUCUCGGUGAUUCAGCAUAGCGCACAACUUGAUUUUUUGCCCCUCGGCCCACUGAGUUAACAACCGAACUAAUCGAAUAAUAUGUAAUAUUGACGGUCUGGCUUGAUUCGUGACAUGAUGGUCUGUCGUUGCGGCCGGACGUGUGAUAGGAUUUGUACGGAACGGAGGCGUUUGCUUGCGUGAAACUAACUCUCUUAAGGCCACUGUUUACUAGAUCUUGAUUCACUUUGAAUCGGUAUUUUGGUGUCAGGAAUAUAUCAUAAACUCAACAAUAAAAAAUAUUAAUUCACUAUGCGGUGCCUCCUGCGUGUAAAUAAGAAAGAGAAGUUGAUUUGUCUCUUUGAGAGAGGAGCGUCCAUUCCAUUUCGUUAUUAAUCAUUCUUGCUGUUAGAUCAGAUGUAAAAUUAGUGGUUGGUUCUGUCACUGUGAUUCGGCAAGAGCACUCGCGUUGUUGCAAUGGCCCGCAAGGAUGAAUGCUUGUAAGCUACGCAAGAGCGAACUCUUUGGUUAUUGAUGUAAGAAAAUUAAUCCAAUAAGGCACAUUAGGCUAAAUUCCCUCAAAUCAAUUUGAUUUCCACCGAUCAUGCAGGCAUGUAUUCGUCCUAAUCUCAAUUUGAAACUUGAAGGAAGCGUUGAUUGUAAUAAGUAAACGAAAUUCGUUUAUACAGGUUGCCACCAAAAAGGCUCAUGACACCACGCAUUGUAUAACAUGACCUUCUUGACGGACGUACGGUGAACAGUUUCUAAUUGUCUCGGUUUCAAAAAGUAUCCACCUUGCACUUUGCCAAGAGAAUUAUUUUGUUGCGGUCUCUUGGAUUUUCGCUUCCUCGUCCGCCUAAUGUAUUACCCACGUGUUGAGAUCAAAUCUGUAUUCAACUCCAAUGAGCAACUUGGCUUAGUGUAAAAUUACUUAAAUGGUGCUUUCCCUGCCUUCGUUUGCAGGACUCGUGUAUUUUAAAGUGUAGGUCCGUGUCUAAUCGGAAUAUAUGUAGGACGAGAAAGAUAUAUAUUUCAAAUGUGUGUGUGUACAUUAAACUGCAAUAAUGUCGGUACGCGCGUACAUUGAUUGAUUUGUGUUGUUGGUUGUACAUCCCCGGAACCCGUUUCUUUCUGAUUUGACACUAUGGCAAACGAUUUGUCGCAGUGGGGAGUAUUGUUUUAACACUAUGUGUAUAUUUUUGUUCGCUAGUGCUUUAUUUUGCAGGUUAUUUGGGUUUUGGGAACCACCGAUCGUAACAGGUUGUUUCUUUUUGUUCCGCCGCACUUAAACAGUUACGUGUGCUUUCCGCUGCACUAAUUUACGACAGGAUAGCGCACCCACACACACUCUCGCUCCCGGGAUUUAGAAACCUUAAUUAUUAGGAAACGCACGCUAAUAUGUAUAAUCUCACUUUGGCUCUAGGAUCCAAGACAAUUCCUCUUGUUUUUCUUUAAUUUUGUCCUUUUUUACAUCAUUAAAGUAUUGUAGUUACGUAAUUUUGUUGUUUGUUAAAUCGUAGUAACUCAAAUUUAAACCGCAAACGAAAUCUGUGACAAUGGCAGUUGACUCCUGGACUACAUUUAAUUGUAAAAUUAAUUUAAAAGGUCUACGUGCACACCAAGCACAAUUUUUGUGUUGGUUUUGAUUUACUUGCGUGUCGCUGUUCGGCGGGAUUAUAUUUUUUACUACUGAAUGAUGUAUGUUCAAUUACUAAAAAUGUAUGUCAUGAUAACAAUAAAAUAAAUCAUUACCAACCCCACAAA
Molecule: messenger RNA, 3380 nt
Organism: Cloeon dipterum
Lineage: Eukaryota; Metazoa; Arthropoda; Insecta; Ephemeroptera; Baetidae
Product: coiled-coil domain-containing protein 6
Exons: 7
Coding region: 245-1546 (433 amino acids)
Source: RefSeq, a predicted model, not a curated record